Messenger RNA from Monodelphis domestica (gray short-tailed opossum), 315 nucleotides. NCBI's taxonomy places the organism in Eukaryota, Metazoa, Chordata, Mammalia, Didelphimorphia, Didelphidae. The record is from RefSeq and is a predicted model, not a curated record.
AUGAACUAUAUGCCGGUUACCGCCAGCCUCAUGGAGGACAUUGACACUAAUUUAAUGUUACAUCAGACUGUGGAACGCAUUCAUGUGGGCAAAGAAUACAGUGAUAUUCCUCAAGGGGUUUUUGUUGUCCAUGGAGAAAAUGUGGUCCUCCUAGGAGAAAUAGACCUGGAGAAGGAAAGUGAUAGUCCUCUCCAGCAAGUGUCUAUUGAGGAAAUCCUCGAAGAACAAAGAGUAGAGCAGCAGACUAAGCAGGAAGCAGAGAAGCUGAAUGUCCAAGCUCUCAAGGAAAGGGGUCUGGGUCUCUCUAAUCCCUGA